AUGAUCCUCACAAAUUGCGCCGCCUGUGCCGCCCCACUGGCCCACGACGCCCCCGCGAGAUGCGUGGGGUGUCGGACUCGCUAUUGCAGUGAGCGAUGCCUACGCUACCACUCUCACAGAGGCGGGCACGACGAAAUUUGUGACGAAAUAGCCAGCGGUGGCGGCGCCGAACAAUACCACGCCGACAAAAAAUACAAGGAGGCCGUCGCGGACGCGGUCGAGGAGUGCGCGGAGGACACGGCGGGUCAGACGUGCUACAUCUGUCUCGAGGCCGUGCAUCCGCACACGGGAGAGGCCUCGUGCGCGGGUGCGCGUGCCGCGGGGGAGCGGGCUUUGCGCAUGUGUCGUGCUUGGCGCGGCAGGCGAAGACUUUGGUCGCGGAUGGUAUUCUCGACAACGAUUAUUUGGACGAUGAGACAUUUGAUGCGGGGUGGAGGCGGUGGCACACGUGCGGCCUGUGCAACCAAAGCUACCACAGCGUCGUGUCGUGCGCGCUCGGGUGGGCGUGCUGGAAGACGUACUUGGGGCGGCCGGAGGCGGACACGGUUCGGUGUCAUGCGAUGAACCUGCUUGGGGUCGGUUUACACGACGCAGGACACCACGAGGACGCGUUGUCCGUGAAGGAGGCCGAUUUCGCUACGCGGCGGCGAAUCGGCGUAUCAGAACACAACUUACUCUCCGUGCAGAGCAAUCUUGCGAGCACGUAUGAAAUGCUAGGUAGGCAAGACGAGGCACUGUCCCUGCGACGAGACGUAUACUCCGGACGUCUGGAGUUCCACGGCGAGGAACAUGAAAAGACUCUCUUGGCAGCCAACAACUACGCGUAUUCCCUUUUUGCUCUACAGCGCUUCGAAGAAGCCAAGGCACUAUCGCGCGAAACGAUGCCCGUGGCGCGACGUGUUCUCGGGGAGAAUGAGGAUCUCACGCUCGUAAUGAGGUUAAACUACGCGAGGGCGCUCUACAAGGACGACGAUGCCACGCUCGACGAUCUCCGCGAGGCCGUGGCGACGCUCGAGGACUCGGAACGGAUCGCGCGGCGCGUGCUCGGCGGCGCGUACCCGCUCACAACGGGGAUCGAGGGCGCACUGCAAAACGCGCGAGCCGCGCUCGGCGCCCGCGAGACGCCGUCGGGGGUGGCCACGAGGACUCGCGCCGCUCGGGCUCGGGCGCGUCCGUCGGGGGAGGAGUAA
Molecule: messenger RNA, 1190 nt
Organism: Pelagomonas calceolata
Lineage: Eukaryota; Pelagophyceae; Pelagomonadales; Pelagomonadaceae
Source: the annotation of a GenBank genome assembly